UGUGUAAUCAAGAACAAUCUAGAUAUAUCCAUCAACUUGUUAUUCUUCAACCAAUCCUUUUUCCUUUUUUAGCUAACAUAAUGCCUAUAUAUAUAGCUUCAUGGAAGGUCCAAUUUUCUCAGCAACAAAUCAAGCCUCACAUUCACUUGACAAACCUAUCAGUCUUCACAACUUCUUUUCACUUCUUAAUUUCUGAAGUUGUUUCAACAUGGAUAUGGUGAUGAAAUUGGGAGCAACAAGCGCGGUGGUGAUGUUCACCAAGAGUAGUUGUUGCAUUUCUCAUAGCAUCGAGACCCUAAUUCGUAGCUUUGGUGCAAACCCUACAGUUUAUGAGCUCGAUACACAUCCAAAUGGGAAGCAAAUGGAGAAGGCAUUGAUUGAAUUAGGGUGUCAACCAAGUGUGCCAGCAAUAUUUAUAGGGAAAGAGUUAGUUGGUGGUGCUAAUGAGAUAAUGAGCCUUAAUGUAAGAGGAAAACUUAAGCAAUUGCUCAUUAGGGCCAAUGCCAUUUGGAUAUAAAAAUUAAUCAAUAAUGAUCACUUAGUAACAAGUCUUAGGAGUUUUGACAAUAAAUCAACCCCAUUUGUAGAGUUUUUUCUCAGCCUCUUUGGAGGGUACGGUUGUGUUUUUACUUUUUACUCUUUCUCCCAUUUUAAAUUUUAAUUUGCUUCUUUAUGUAUAAAGAAAGUUAUAUAUACUUUGGUCAUAGAUAGUGGUGAAAGAAGUUAAUAACAAAUGAACAUCUUUAUGUAAUGCAUUUUACUGUAAAGUAUCAAUAAUAUCUUAUACUUUGGUCAUAGCUA
Messenger RNA from Capsicum annuum, 801 nucleotides. Its product is annotated as monothiol glutaredoxin-S1-like. Lineage: Eukaryota; Viridiplantae; Streptophyta; Magnoliopsida; Solanales; Solanaceae. The record is from RefSeq and is a predicted model, not a curated record. The coding region runs from base 209 to 517 and encodes 102 amino acids. The transcript has a single exon.